GGGUCCCACGCUGCACUUUAGUAUUUAGCAGUAUCGUCCUCAUAAAUUCUCUUUAUCUGAAACACUACCAUCUCAGUGUGAUCCAAAAUUAGAAGUCUUGAGCAUCGGCGUUAGUGUUUGGAUGCGAUGAUAAAGUCCUCUCUUAUUCGUUCUUGUUCCUCUCCUUUGCUUGUCGAAGCUAAGGAUUUCCAUCGUACAAAUUGUUCCUGCAGGAAAGCUGUUUCAACCAUCACUUGUUCUUCUUCUUCUUCCUCUUCCUCUUCCACUUCCUCAAGGAGCAGUCCUCACAUUCCUAAGCUCGAGCCGUUUAGCCGAACCAGGCUCGAAAGAGCUAUCAAGGAACCGCCGUUGAUUGAGAAGUCCGAGAAUGAACUCGCCGAUUAUUGUUCGACGCUUGAAGGUGAUGAUUCUUAUAGCUGCUGGAAAGCGUAUUUUGAGCUGAAAGAUUUGGAAAGAGAGUCACCGAAAGAGGAUGUAGAGAAGUUGAUUCUGCAAGCAGGUGGAGUGAAGUCCUUGAUCGGAUGCUUACAUGGAAUUUCCUCGAUGCAAAAAGGAAGGCAGAAUGGUUUUGGUUUAAUGGCACCAAUGACUGUGGAGAAAGAAAGAGACGGACCAUGUCCAAUACCAGACGGAUUGCCAAAAUCUAAGGAAGAGCUAGAAGAGGAAGAGAGAGCUAGAAUGCCUGAUUCACCUUAUACUAGAUUACUCAGAACUAAAGGAAGCUUUCCUGCUUGGUACACUCCUACUCCUGACCAUGAAACAGAUUGAUCAUAUAGAGAACUUUUGUGAAGUUGCUUCUGUGCAUAAGUUAUAUAAAUAGAAGUGUACAGCGGUGUGAGUUGAUUGUUGCGCAAAUUAUUACCACCGGAUGAGACUUUGGUCUGUGUAGUGGGAAGUUCUUUGUGCUAGAAGUUACGCUUCCAACAUUUUGCAUCUGUGAACUUUGUGAAUAUUAUUGCAAUGUUUCAUUUGGUACAUGCUCACUUGAAUGAACAAUGUAUCAUAGCUCUUUAAUGUUGGAUUUUUGUUUUAAUAAUAAUAAUAAUAAUAAUAUUAUUAUUAUUUAA
Messenger RNA from Hevea brasiliensis (rubber tree), 1067 nucleotides. Its product is annotated as CCG-binding protein 1. The transcript is spliced from 3 exons. Gene Ontology annotation, biological process: pollen tube guidance. The coding region runs from base 127 to 768 and encodes 213 amino acids. Gene Ontology annotation, molecular function: mediator complex binding. The record is from RefSeq and is a predicted model, not a curated record. Lineage: Eukaryota; Viridiplantae; Streptophyta; Magnoliopsida; Malpighiales; Euphorbiaceae. Gene Ontology annotation, cellular component: cytosol; nucleus.